AAAUAAUUCAUUUCAAGUUCUUCCUAAAAAUUACCAAUGAAAUCAUAUGAAUACAACUUUAUUUAUUCAUCGCGAUCAGAUUAAAAGUCCAUAAAAAAAUUAAGCCGUCAAAAUAGAUCGUGGUUUUAUUUCUAAUAGUUUCUAUUUUAUUGAUUAGUUAGGACAAUGAUCAAACUUUUCUCAUUAAAACAACAAAAAAAAGAUGAAGAAGGUUCGGCAAGAGCUGGAGGUUCACAAAAAAAGGCAUCAGCUGCACAAUUGCGAAUCACAAAAGAUUUAAAUGAGUUAAACCUACCCAAGACUUGCAGUACAGAGUUUCCAGAUCCAGAUGAUUUACUUAAUUUCAAACUAAUUAUAUGCCCAGACGAAGGCUUUUAUCGAGGAGGCAGAUUUGUAUUUAGUUUUAAGGUAGGGCCAAACUAUCCUCAUGAGCCGCCUAAAGUGAAGUGUGAAACAGCAGUAUAUCAUCCCAACAUAGACUUGGAAGGCAAUGUGUGUCUGAACAUACUCAGGGAAGACUGGAAACCAGUGCUCACUGUUAACUCCAUAGUAUAUGGCUUACAGUAUUUAUUCUUGGAACCAAAUCCAGAAGACCCCCUUAACAAGGAAGCUGCAGAUGAGCUGCAAAGUAACCGAAGAUUGUUUGAGCAACAUGUUCAGAGAGCGAUGCGGGGCGGUUACGUCGGCUCUUCAUAUUUCGAAAGAUGCGUCAAGUGAACAAACUCAUACACAAUUGUAAAAUAAUGCUACCAAUCCUAUAUAAAUAAAACAAUCUCACGUCUAUGUUUUGUAUUCUAUUUUA
Messenger RNA from Manduca sexta (tobacco hornworm), 802 nucleotides. It is a transcript of the gene UbcE2M, whose product is annotated as NEDD8-conjugating enzyme Ubc12. Bases 166 to 717 code for a protein of 183 amino acids. The transcript is spliced from 4 exons. The record is from RefSeq and is a predicted model, not a curated record. Lineage: Eukaryota; Metazoa; Arthropoda; Insecta; Lepidoptera; Sphingidae.